Molecule: messenger RNA, 1081 nt
Organism: Populus trichocarpa (black cottonwood)
Lineage: Eukaryota; Viridiplantae; Streptophyta; Magnoliopsida; Malpighiales; Salicaceae
Product: remorin
Exons: 5
Coding region: 266-880 (204 amino acids)
Source: RefSeq, a predicted model, not a curated record
GGCAACGCAGCGACACCGUUUCAUACCAGGCUGGCAUGUAUAAAGCUGAUUUGGAAUUUUAGAUACAGUUACCCUCUUCCAACUAUAAUAUCUCAACCAACACCACCCCCACCCUCCUAUUUCUCUCCUUCACAUCUCUCUCUCACUGUCACUGUUACUGUCACUGUUACUGGCUAGCCACCUCUAGUAUAUAUCUCCAUAGCUAUCUUCUUGUGGUUUAUUUCUUUUUACCCUAUAACUUUCCUUGUACCUUGUGUUGAACGAUAUGGCAGAAGAGGAGCCAAAGAAGGUGGAAACUGAAACCCCAUCAGAAACUCCUCCUCCUCCUCCACCACCACUAGCCGAACCUGAACCUGAAGUUAAGGCUCAAAAAGAUGUAGCUGAGGAGAAAACUGUAAUCUCUACUCCUCCUCUCGUUGAAGAGAAGGUUGAGGAGUCAAAAGCAGUUGCUGUUGUUGAGAAAGCAUCUGAAUCUGCUGAGGAGAAAACAGAGGGCUCUGUCAAUAGAGAUGCUGUUCUUGCAAGGGUUGUUACAGAGAAGAGGAUAUCACUUAUCAAAGCAUGGGAAGAGAGUGAGAAAUCCAAAGCAGAAAACAAAGCUCACAAAAAACUCUCUUCCAUUGCAUCAUGGGAGAACAGCAAGAAAGCAUCUGUGGAGGCUGAGUUGAAGAAGAUUGAGGAAAAACUUGAGAAGAAAAAGGCAGAAUAUGUGGAGAAAAUGAAGAACAAAAUAGCAGUAAUUCACAAGGAAGCAGAAGAAAAGAAAGCGAUAGUCGAAGCUAAACGUGGGGAAGAUCUUCUCAAGGCUGAAGAGAUAGCUGCUAAAUAUCGUGCCACUGGAACUACUCCAAAGAAGCUUUUUAAGAUGUUUUUAGGCUGAGAUUUCUCAGUUUUGAUUGAAAAUUGUAUUAUUUGUAUAGUUGUUAAGCCUUCAUUUGUUACCGUUUGUUUGUUUCUUUGCUGUUUCAAUAGGGGAGAAUUGGCAAGUGUUCGUUUAUUCUGUGUGUCCAUGUUGAUGUAUUUGCGUGUAUAGAACAUUUCAAGAUAUUGUUUGGAAAUUAAAUUAUUGAAUUUGUGAGAA